Molecule: messenger RNA, 1151 nt
Organism: Thunnus maccoyii (southern bluefin tuna)
Lineage: Eukaryota; Metazoa; Chordata; Actinopteri; Scombriformes; Scombridae
Product: UDP-glucuronosyltransferase 2A1-like
Exons: 5
Coding region: 57-908 (283 amino acids)
Molecular function (GO): UDP-glycosyltransferase activity
Source: RefSeq, a predicted model, not a curated record
UACUGGUAAUACUUUGCUUUUACAUUGUGACAGGGACGCCCACAAACGCCUGUGAGAUGAUGGGUAGAGCAGAUAUCUGGUUGAUUCGAACCUACUGGGAUUUUGAAUUUCCUCGUCCUUUCCUCCCUAACUUUAAAUUUGUUGGUGGGAUCCACUGCAGACCGGCUAAACCCUUACCAGAGGAUAUGGAAGAGUUUGUGCAGAGUUCUGGAGAUGAUGGUAUUGUGGUCUUCACUUUGGGGUCCAUGGUCAAGAACAUCACCUCUGAGAAGGGAAACAUGAUCGCCUCGGCCCUUGCUCAGCUCCCACAGAAGGUGCUUUGGAGAUACAGUGGAGAAAAACCAGAGACUUUGGGUGCCAACACCAGACUAUACGACUGGAUCCCUCAGAAUGACCUGCUGGGUCACCCAAAGACCAGAGCGUUCAUCACUCAUGGUGGCACAAAUGGGAUUUAUGAGGCCAUCUACCACGGUGUUCCUAUGGUGGGAAUCCCCUUGUUCGCUGACCAGCCCGACAACCUAGUGCAUAUGAAGGCUAAAGGCGCUGCAAUUACUGUGGACCUGAACUUUAUGAAGAGUGAAGAUCUUAGAGAUGCAAUCAACACUGUCAUCAACGAUAAAUCGUACAAGGAAAAUGCCAUGCGGCUGUCCAGCAUCCACCAUGACAGGCCGAUGAGUCCUCUGGACGAGGCGGUAUUCUGGGUCGAGUUCACCAUGAGAAACAAAGGUGCCAAGCACUUGAGAGUCCAGGCACACGAGCUCACCUGGUACCAGUACCACAGCCUGGAUGUCCUGGCAUUCCUCCUCGCCAUUGUUCUGCUCCUCAUAUUCCUCUUCAUCAAGACCUGCAAGUUUUGCUUCCGGAGAUGCUGUGGCAGAAAGGGAAAGACAAAGAAGAAGGCUGAGUAACGGUCUGAUUUCAUAUCUUAUCAAUGUCAAUAAAAAAAAACUGUUGGUCCAAAGCACAUCAUGUAACCUGAUGUCCCAGAUUUGAAUAUGACCUGGGACUUCCUUGUUUCACUAUUUGCCACCACAAAAAAUGAUGAAAUAAGACAUUACUUUAAAAGAAUCUACAGUAUAUUCUCUUAAAACUCCAGUUUUGUUUGCACUUGUUAUAUGUUUGCUAGAAGAGCAAAGAUUUUGUUUUCUUGU